GCAACACUGUUCCAUCUUUUUUCGAGAAUCAAAUAAGUGUGACGAGUGGAUUUUUGUGAUUUUUGUGAUAAAUAAACCAAAAUAUGUCUACACUCGCAGCACCUUUAUCCGUUGCAGGGACUAGAUCCUCGGGAGCACCAGUCAGAACUCAAAAUGUGAUGGCAGCUGCUGCUAUAGCCAAUAUUGUGAAGAGUUCACUGGGCCCGGUGGGACUAGACAAGAUGUUGGUGGAUGAUAUUGGAGAUGUUACUGUAACCAAUGACGGUGCUACUAUUUUAAAGAUGCUGGAGGUUGAGCAUCCAGCGGCAAAAGUAUUGGUGGAACUGGCUCAGCUACAGGAUGAGGAGGUGGGAGAUGGCACCACCACUGUUGUUAUAAUUGCUGCUGAAUUGCUCAAGAAUGCAGAUGAAUUAGUAAAGAACAAGAUCCAUCCAACCAGUGUUAUCUCCGGCUACAGGCUGGCUUGCAAGGAGGCGGUUAAGUACAUUCAGGACAACCUGACUGUCAGUGUGGAGUCACUCGGUCGCUCUUCCAUUGUCAAUGUUGCCAAGACUACAAUGUCCUCAAAACUUAUUGGAGCUGAUGCAGAUUUCUUCUCCGAGAUGGUUGUUGAUGCUGCCCAAGCGAUUAAGACAACAGAUGCUAAAGGCAAUGCUAUUUAUCCAAUUAAAGCUGUGAAUAUACUCAAAGCGCACGGCCGGAGCGCACGGGAGAGUGUACUAGUGAAAGGUUACGCUCUCAACUGUACGGUUGCCUCACAGGCUAUGCCAAAGAAGAUUGUAAACGCUAAGAUUGCUUGCCUUGACUUCUCUUUACAGAAAACUAAGAUGAAACUUGGUGUUCAGGUAUUAGUCACAGACCCUGAAAAACUAGACGCGAUCCGCGCCCGCGAGUUAGACAUCACAAAAGAGCGUCUGAACAAGAUCCUAAGCACGGGAGUUAACGUGAUCCUUUGCACCGGGGGCAUAGACGACCUGUGCCUCAAGUACUUUGUGGAGGCCGGAGCUAUGGGAGUGAGACGGUGCAAGAAGUCCGAUUUGAAGAGAAUUGCCAAAGCUACUGGCGCUGCCUAUCUUACUUCAUUGACAAAUAUGGAAGGUGAAGAAGUAUUUGAGCCGAGCAUGAUUGGUGAAGCCGCAGAGGUGGUCCAGGAGGAAAUAUGUGAUGACCAGCUCAUUCUUAUCAAGGGUCCAGCAAGUCGUACAGCAGCUUCGAUCAUCCUCCGCGGUCCCACAGACGCGUACUGCGACGAGAUGGAGCGCUCGGCUCACGAUGCACUGUGCGCGGUGCGUCGUGUGCUCGAGUCGGGCCGUGUGCUGGCCGGUGGUGGUGCUGUUGACGCAGCACUCUCUAUAUAUCUGGACAACUUUGCUACCACACUUAGUUCUCGUGAGCAACUAGCUAUUGCAGCUUUCGCACAGUCGCUGCUGGUCAUCCCCAAGACGUUGGCGGUGAACGCGGCGCGAGACGCCACAGACCUUGUUGCCAAACUUAGAGCAUACCACAACUCCUCUCAGACUAAGGUAGAGCAUGCAAACUUGAAGUAUGUAGGCCUGGAUCUAACAGAAGGAACACUCCGUGACAACUUAGCCGCUGGAGUAAUAGAACCAGCAAUAUCUAAGAUCAAAUCUCUUAAAUUCGCAACCGAAGCUGCCAUUACGAUUCUACGUAUCGACGACCUGAUCAAACUGGACCCAGAACAGAAGGGUAAGAGUUACGAAGACGCUUGUAAUGCCGGGGAACUGGAUUAAUUGGUGACCAGUCUAGAUUGGCCUGUGUUUGUUCGGAGUGAACUGUUUAAUUUAGUGCCUAAUUGCUUUUCUUACAGUGACUUUUAUUUUGUAUUGUUAAAACACACGCACGUCACAAGUUUCAUAUAUUUUUAUACAAAAAAAAACGGAUAUUAAAAAAAUACUUCCAUAGUCUAUGUGCAUACUUUAUGGUUCUGUGACGGAAUUUUAGUCUAUGGUUUUAAGAGACAAUUUUAUUGUAGCUGUAAUAUUAAAAUUGUGUCUUAUCACUGAAAAUAAAUGUAAAAGUUUUCUGGUAAACUGGCUACUAUUUUCCUUAUUUUCAUGCUGUUUUGUAUGUUAUAUGUUUGUAUUGUGAUUUUCUUGAAAUGUAAAAGUAUUUUGAAGUUGUAUUUCUCAAAAAUAAUGUCAGGAUCGCAAUGCAUUUACGUUAUUAUUGUUGAAAAUGGUGUAACAAAAAAAACUAACUAUUAUUUAAAGAAAUAUAACUUCGAAAGAAUCUGUUCUCAAAGCCUGAUGAAAUAAAUAGAAUAUUAUUACACUUGUGCCUUUAACCUACACAUGCAUAUAGAUAUUAUUUU
This is a messenger RNA of Papilio machaon (common yellow swallowtail), 2332 nucleotides long. It is a transcript of the gene CCT1, whose product is annotated as T-complex protein 1 subunit alpha. Lineage: Eukaryota; Metazoa; Arthropoda; Insecta; Lepidoptera; Papilionidae. Gene Ontology annotation, biological process: protein folding. Gene Ontology annotation, cellular component: chaperonin-containing T-complex. Bases 84 to 1751 code for a protein of 555 amino acids. The record is from RefSeq and is a predicted model, not a curated record. The transcript is spliced from 10 exons. Gene Ontology annotation, molecular function: ATP hydrolysis activity; ATP-dependent protein folding chaperone; ATP binding.